AUGUCUGAACGAACAACUUAUUUCCCUCUCUUUGGGGGCCCCAGAGAAUGGGCACCUAAUGACUGGACAGCCUCUGACGACCACGUUCGAGGGGGGUCAUCUCAUUCCAUUCUUACCUGUUGUCCAGACUCGUCUAUCGCUAGUUUUCAUGGGAAUCUCGAUGUCACGACCCUGGGAGGUGCAGGCUUCGCAUCACAGCGUACGACAGGGCAGCAGCGGUUGUGGGAUCUCUCCAACUACGACGGACUAGAAUUAGCUGUCAACCAUGCCGACGGAAAACUCUACACCAUCACGCUAAAGAAUGAGAUUCUUCCCAAGAGACCAGACGGGAGAGAACAAAGUACCUUGAGUUGGGAGUAUGAUUUCCGGUCGAAGACUCCGCAGACUAUCCUCAUUAGAUGGGAUGAUUUCAAGCCGACAUACCGGGGGAAGAAAGUGCGGGACACAAAGCCCCUGGAUCCUGGUAAUGUGAAGAGAGUGAGCAUCAUGAUUCGAAGUUUUUUCGGUGAACAGCAAGGCGAGUUUUCUCUUGAGAUUGUUUCCUUAGCCGGGUUUCGGAUAGAGCACUACCUGGAUGACCCGGAAAAGGCGGAUUCGGUGAGUCUGGCUUUGGAUGGAAAGACGGGCAAUGCUCCAGAGACUAGAAAGCACUGGGGAGUGCUGGCAUGGCUCGGUCAAUGUUUUGGUUCACGAUGA
Molecule: messenger RNA, 696 nt
Organism: Penicillium alfredii
Lineage: Eukaryota; Fungi; Ascomycota; Eurotiomycetes; Eurotiales; Aspergillaceae
Product: CIA30 family protein
Exons: 3
Coding region: 1-696 (231 amino acids)
Biological process (GO): NADH dehydrogenase complex assembly
Source: RefSeq, a predicted model, not a curated record